AUGCGUCCUCCGAGAAUCGCCAUUCUAUCCCUCUUCUUCGCCGCCUGUCUCUUCCUUCUCUGUCGCUCUAUCGCCGCGGCCGCCCGAACAUCUACUGCAAUUUCAGCACCGCCUUCUACACGGGAUUCUGGCUUCCGGUCGUUCUUCUCAUGGUCGGCACCGUUUUCGCUAUUUUCCCCAAAUGCAAUCAUUACCAUCGCAGACGACAAUAGCACCUCCCUUGCUGCACGCCCAGCCGCGUUUGGCCCCCCUCUGCCGAGCAAAGGCCUGAGCGGUCAGCUAUGGAUUGGUAGUGGUUUCACCGAGGAGAGCCUUCAGGAUGGCGAGGAGAGUGAUGGCGAACAGGGCUGCAGCGACGUACCCGGAUGGGAUGGCGGAAGUAUCGCUGCCUUGAAGAGCUCGGUCAAGAAGAUGAAUGACAAGACAAAACCGGGAGCUUCCGCCGGCAGUAGCAAGAACGGCAAGCGAGAUGCUGGAUUGAAAACGCCCAUGCUCGACCGUUUCUCGUCCUCAAAGACCGAAUCAACCUCCAAGAACAAGGCUGUCAAUGAUGGCACCGACGACUACCUUCACGCGGGCUUGGACAGUUCUAGAAUGCAGAAUGAUGCAGCUGCCUUGUCAAUGCCAGCCCACGCCGAUAUCCAGUCGAUACAAGAAGGAGCCGAAAUUGCUGGCAAGAUCGUGCUGCUCAGUCGCGGUGGCUGUGGUUUCCUCGAAAAGGUGAAAUGGGCGCAAAGACGCGGUGCCAUUGCUCUGAUCGUGGGAGACAACCAGCGCGGAGGACCAUUGAUCCAGAUGUACGCGCGGGGCGACACUUCAAAUGUGACGAUUCCUUCUAUCUUCACAUCACGAACCACGGCAUACUUGCUGUCAUCUCUGAUGCAGCCUGGAAGUUUUAUCGAGGACAUUAUCGACGAGAACGGCAAGUCUUCGUACCAAGUCCAAAACUCUGACAAGGCUCGAAGGAAAGCCCGCCUGCAAACUGCAACAACCACUGAACUCCCGAGGGCGACUGAUGCUUCUGGGAUGAAGACACCAGCUCUGAAGAAGACAGCUGGCGCCACUACCGGGGAGGGCAACAAGCCCGAGGUCUCGAGCCGUGGCUGGCUUUCGAGCAUCUUCCGUUGGGACUCGGGUGCAAACACUGCAGAGAGGAGUCGCCCACCAAGCAGUGGCCAGCAUGAUUGGGUCCUCGUUGACGAAUUUUCUGAUAGCCAGGACGAAGCCAUCAAAAGCAGCCGAGAGAAGGCAGCCAAAGCUGGAAAGCAUCCCGAUACCAAAAUGGACAAGCCCUCGGGCGAUGGAUUCCGCAUCGGUGUCGAGGACUGGAGGGAUCCUGAUCUGCUUGGCUCUUCUCUCCAAGAGGAUGAGGACUCCAAGGGUAUCAGCAAGGACGGCACCAAAUCGCCAUCUGGAAACAAGGCCAACUCGAAUAAAGUGGAUGAGAAGAAGACCAAAGAUGCCAAUCGACCCAAUGGCGGCAGCAUUACUCCCGGCAGUGGAGAAUAUUCGCCUGAUGGUGCCUCACGGGUAAAAGCUCCUGCAUUCAAGGCAGAGAAGCCAAGGCCAGACGCUGACGAGCAUCAUGGAUUCCUGUCGAAACUGUUUGGAGGUCAUGGAGAAGAAGAAGAAGUUCCUGAAACACAUCCUCAUCCACCUCCCAUCAAGACCCCAAUUGCUGAAAAGCCAGCUCCUGGCGAGCUAACCCCGCCGGAACAUGAUGGUCUUUGGGUUAUCAUCACGCCCACUAGUGGUGCAAGCCCGUUUUUCGAUACGCUUCUGGUUCUUGUCAUUAGCCCGCUGAUUACUUUGACUGUCGUCUAUGCACUCUUGAUCUUGCGCGCGCGCAUUCGCCGUCGCAGGUGGAGGGCUCCCAAGUCAGUAGUGGAGAGAUUGCCUGUCAGGACAUUCCACACAGUGGCAUCGACUCCAAGUCAAUCGCCUAGAGUCACUCGACCGCCCUCACCUUCGCCGCCCUCGCCAACGACCCCCUUGUUGCAAGGUCAGCAGAGCACUUCGCGACCCAGACCUCGUUCUAGGACAACUACUGGUAUUGCAAGCGAUUUACUACAGGUCAAUUCUUCUCUACAGGUCCCCAGAUCGCCACCGCAGGAGAAACCAAGUGAGUGGAAAAAGUAUAUGGGAAGGCAAGUCGAAUGCGUUGUGUGUCUUGAAGAAUAUGUCGAUGGCGUGAGUCAGGUCAUGAGCCUCCCUUGCGGCCAUGAAUUCCACGUUGAGUGCAUCACACCUUGGUUGACCACUCGUCGUCGCACGUGCCCUAUCUGCAAAGGAGAUGUCGUCCGGUCACUUGCGCGAGGCUCGCCUUCUAGUCCACGCUACGAGCCGUAUCGUGACGAUAGUGAUGACGAUUUCGGUGCCGAAGCGUCCACGUCGUUGAAUAAUUCAGCUGAACGAUCGGCCGAUGAUAAUGAUUCUGAUGUGGAGCAAGGAAUUCUCUCAUCUACUUCGCGGAGAAGCCAGCCCCAAGAGAGUUGGUUUUCUACUCUGUCCAGAAGCCUCAGAGAAGUGUCCAACCCAAGGCGCUCAAGAUCCCGUGAUUCAACUGCGGAUCGAGAUAGGUGA
This is a messenger RNA of Pestalotiopsis fici W106-1, 2583 nucleotides long. RefSeq lists its product as uncharacterized. The record is from RefSeq and is a predicted model, not a curated record. The transcript has 2 exons. Gene Ontology annotation, molecular function: zinc ion binding. Lineage: Eukaryota; Fungi; Ascomycota; Sordariomycetes; Amphisphaeriales; Sporocadaceae. Bases 1 to 2583 code for a protein of 860 amino acids.